This is a messenger RNA of Nicotiana tabacum (common tobacco), 1696 nucleotides long. Lineage: Eukaryota; Viridiplantae; Streptophyta; Magnoliopsida; Solanales; Solanaceae. The record is from RefSeq and is a predicted model, not a curated record.
ACUGGAUAUUAGGGCUGAAUGGUGAAGCGCCACCUUCUCUACCUGUAAUUUUUGCAACUCCCUUGCCUUGUUCUUAGACCCCUGAUUGAACAUUACAAAAUGGUUUCCUUCGGAGAUCUAUAGAAUUUCAUUUCCUCGUUUUUUCUUGGAGUUUAAAAUAUUCGUUUCUCACACUGGCAUAUUUUGAUCCGGCUUUCACUUUUCCCUUUGCUCUUUCUUUGUCCAAUCAUAUUAUUAAAAUAGCAGAUGUUCACAAUCCAUUAAAAGGACAGGGCCCUUUUGCAUUUUAAGCUAUGGGGCAUUAAAAAAAAAAACACAAUCAACCAUUCUCUGCUUUUGUUUUUAACCUUCGUGGGUUCUUGCUAGAUGUGUGGGAGGGCAUUUUUUCCAGUAUCGUUAUGAUAAGAAGGAGAAGUAAUAAUUGGAUUCGUCCUUUAAUGGCAAUAGCAUCAACCUUUUCUGUUGGCCCUAAAGAUUUUCAGCUUUUGUCAUGUGUAAAGUUUUUAUCUAAUGUUACUUCGUCCUCCAUUGAUCUAAAUGGUGGUGGUGUAGGAAAAUACCCUUUUAAUAAUGCGACGGCUCUUAGGCUUUGGGGCUGCUGUUCUUCUUCUUCUAAUGAUUCAAAUACAAGUUGUAACAAUAAGUAUGUGAAUGGGUUUCAGAGGGCACAGGCUUUUGCUCCAUCUCUCCCUCUCUUGCUACAUGAUGAUGCAGAGGGAGCUAGUACUAGUAAUGCUACUAAGCCUUCUGAUACUAACAGCAAUACAUCUAACAGAGGAAGCUGUGCUGGAUUCUUUAACCAAGAUUUACAUGACAAAAUUGUUGUGGCUGUUGAUGUUGAUGAAGUCCUUGGGAACUUUGUUUCUGCUCUCAACGAAUUCAUUGCAGAUCGUUACUCAUCAUACCAUUCGGUGUCUGAGUAUCAUGUAUAUGAAUUUUUCAAGAUAUGGAAAUGCUCAAGAGAUGAAGGUAUUAUUGGGUCUUUCCUUUCAGUUGAGUUAUUUAGCUGAUAUCCGUGUCCAUGAAUUCUUCAAGACCUCUUAUUUCAAGACCGGAAUUCAUCCAAUUCCUGGUGCUCGACAGGCUCUUCACAAGAUGUCUAGAUUCUGUAACCUGUCAAUUGUAACGUCCCGGCAAAACGCCAUUAAAGAUCACACAAUUGAGUGGAUUGAGAGGCAUUAUCCUGGAUUGUUUCAGGAUAUGCACUUUGGCAAUCACUUUGCAUUGAAUGGGCAGUCUAUAGCUAAAUCAGAUAUUUGCAGGUCAUUGGGAGCAAAUGUUUUGAUUGAUGACAAUCCGAGGUAUGCUAUCGAGUGUGCGGAAGCUGGAAUUAAGGUUCUUCUCUUUGAUUAUGAAAAUUCAUACCCAUGGUCCAAGAGUGAGUCACUUAAUGGGCAUCCCAUGGUUAAGAAAGUGCACAACUGGAGAGAAGUGGAGCAUCAGUUAGUUUCAUGGAUAGUUCCCAGAAAUUCCUGAAAAAAUGUAUGAUUUGUAUUCUAUUUGACUUCAUAUAUUAAACCAAUCGUAAACCUGCUUGAAGGCGAUCAAAAAGUGAAGCCUCAGCUAUUAGAAGUUGGUAAUCAGUAGAAUAAUUGUAUUAUCUUUUAUUUUUUGUUCCAUUUUACCUUUCUACUCUGCACAGAUAUAUAACUUUCCGAGUGUUAGUAAUGACACUCCUUUAUAUACUUGCAACCCA